UCAUAUUCAGCAUGUUUUGCACAAGAAAUGUCAGCCAGAAAGGGCUAUCGGCUCCCUUCGCCAAAUUAUUCCACAACAAUGUCAUGCUCAGAGAGCCCGGCUGCAAACUCUUUUUUGGUAGACUCCUUGAUCAGCUCAGGCAGAGGGGAAGGAGGAGGAGGAGGCGGAGGAGGAGGAGGCGGCGGCUACUAUCCCAACAGUAGUGUCUUUUUGCCACAGGCGGCCGAUUUGUCCUAUGGGUUGCAAAGCUGCGGACUUUUCCCAGUUUUGAGCAAACGCAAUGAAGGUGCUGCUCAAAACAUGGUCCCCACUUCUCAUGCUUACAUGUCAGGGAUGGAGGUCUGGCUAGAGCCCCCAAGAUCCUGUCGCCUGGAAGAGCCUGAAACCCAGCAGGCUACCUCCUGCUCUUUCUCUCAAAACAUUAAAGAGGAGAACUCCUACUGCCUCUAUGAUUCAGACAAAUGUCCUAAAGGUGCAGCUGCCACAGACCUAUCUACUUUUCCAAGGCUAAACGCUGAGGUCUGUCCCAUGAACAACGCUAGUGGGGUGCCUGUCCCAGGCUACUUCCGCUUGUCUCAAGCUUAUGGCACUUCCAAGAGCUACAAUGCUGGGCAAGUUGUUGCUUCCCAGUUCACACCGCAGCCCCAAGUUCGUUUUGACGCGGCUCCAUCUUUGCCUUCAGUCCCAACAGAAGCGGGGAGGACAGAGACCGAGGAGGCUUCCCCCAACACCUUGGCUUGCGUCUCCCAAAGGGAGGAAGACGCUCAGGCUUCGUCUUCGACCGCAGAAGAACUCUCCCCAGCUCCGUCAGAAAGCAGCAAACACUCUCCUGAGAAAGAACCCAUAGGCAAUUCAAAAGGAGAAAAUGCAGCAAACUGGCUAACCGCAAAAAGUGGCAGAAAGAAACGAUGCCCCUAUACCAAGCACCAAACUCUCGAGCUGGAAAAGGAGUUUCUAUUCAAUAUGUACCUGACUCGUGAGCGUCGCCUAGAGAUCAGCCGCACAGUCCACCUAACAGACAGACAAGUUAAAAUCUGGUUUCAGAACCGCAGAAUGAAACUGAAGAAAAUGAACAGAGAGAAUAGAAUUCGGGAGCUCACAGCCAACUUUAAUUUUUCUUGA
Messenger RNA from Chelonoidis abingdonii (Abingdon island giant tortoise), 1122 nucleotides. RefSeq names its product homeobox A10 (gene HOXA10). Gene Ontology annotation, molecular function: RNA polymerase II cis-regulatory region sequence-specific DNA binding; DNA-binding transcription factor activity, RNA polymerase II-specific. Gene Ontology annotation, cellular component: nucleus. The record is from RefSeq and is a predicted model, not a curated record. NCBI's taxonomy places the organism in Eukaryota, Metazoa, Chordata, Testudines, Testudinidae. Gene Ontology annotation, biological process: regulation of transcription by RNA polymerase II.